AUGACUAACUUGGAAAAGACUUUGCGGGGGUUCCUUUGGUGUCAAGGUCCCAUGCAAACAGGUAAGGCUAAGGUUUCUUGGAAAGCUUUAUGUGUGCCAAAAUAUGAAGGAGGAUUAGGAUUGAGAAAAGUAUCUGAAAUGAAUAAAGCUUUAAUGAUCUCGCACGUUUGGAGUAUUGUUUCUCAUAGAAGAUCACUUUGGGUUGAUUGGAUUUAUGAUCACAAACUAAGAAGAAUAAGCUUUUGGGAUAUACCUAGUCCAUCAACAGAUGGUGGGAGUUGGAGAAAAAUUCUAUCUUUAAGGCCCCUUAUUCGUAACUUUAUAUGGAAAAAUCUAGGGGAUGGACAAGAUACAUCAGCUUGGUAUGAUACUUGGAGUGACAUAGGACCCUUAUCAAAUAUUAUUCGUCUGCAGGAUAUAAGGAGGGCAGGAUUAUCUCUUCAAGCUAAAGUGGCCGAUAUUAAUCGGAAUGGGGAAUGGAUUUGGGACACAAAAAAGAUGAGGAAGGUUGCCCAUGAAGAUAAGCCUUUUACUUCUUCCAUUGUUUGGGACACAAUUAGGAGUCGUGAAGAACCUGUUAAUUGGGUGAAGGUUUGGGAUGCUGUUAAAAGUGUUGCUAACAUGUCAUCUACCUCAGGUUCUUGGAAUAAUAUCACAGCUUGGUUGAUUGCUCAUGCAAAAUCACGAUCUAUAAUUCAUGUUAUUGGUAGACUAGUUGUUGCAGCCACUGCUUACUUUAUUUGGCAGGAGAGGAACAAAAGGAUGUUUUCUAAUCAUGCUCGCCCACCUGAUAUUUUAUCCAAUCUUAUCAAAGAUACUGUUCGUUCAAGGUUAUGGAGAUUGAAGUUUAAAAAGACAGCUCGAGUUGUUACUACACUUGAUACUUGGAAGAUUGGGGGUGACUAUAUGUUUCAGAAUGGCGAAUUGACCUAG
Molecule: messenger RNA, 933 nt
Organism: Erigeron canadensis
Lineage: Eukaryota; Viridiplantae; Streptophyta; Magnoliopsida; Asterales; Asteraceae
Exons: 3
Coding region: 1-933 (310 amino acids)
Source: RefSeq, a predicted model, not a curated record